Archocentrus centrarchus (flier cichlid) is the source of this 1543-nucleotide messenger RNA. RefSeq names its product photoreceptor-specific nuclear receptor-like. Lineage: Eukaryota; Metazoa; Chordata; Actinopteri; Cichliformes; Cichlidae. The record is from RefSeq and is a predicted model, not a curated record. The transcript is spliced from 9 exons. The coding region runs from base 124 to 1389 and encodes 421 amino acids. Gene Ontology annotation, biological process: regulation of DNA-templated transcription. Gene Ontology annotation, molecular function: zinc ion binding; DNA-binding transcription factor activity; sequence-specific DNA binding.
AACGAGGACAGGUUGACCUCACAUUUCAUCAGAUUAAACGGUACAAGAGCAUCAGCACCGGAUCACUCAGCAUCCCAGGCUUAAUUUUUUAAAGAUCUUCCAAGAAAUUACAUGUGAGUAAGGAUGGAGGACCAGAUUUCAAAUAUGAACAUGUUUUCAUCAGACACCUCAAAGGACUUCACACAACAGAGCGCAGAUGGAGCUCAAGCAGAAAAAACUCAGUGUAAAUCACUCGGUCAAACCCUGCUUUGUAAAGUGUGCUCUGACGCGAGCAGUGGCAAACACUAUGGCAUUUUUGCCUGUAAUGGCUGCAGUGGCUUCUUCAAGCGCAGUGUGCGGAGAAGACUCGUCUACAGGUGUCAGGCUGGAACAGGCAGGUGUCCUGUUGACAAAGCUCAUCGAAACCAGUGCCAAGCUUGUAGAUUAAAGAAGUGUCUCCAGGCUGGCAUGAACAAAGAUGCUGUGCAGAAUGAGCGACAGCCUCGAAGCACAGCUCACGUCAGUCCAGACUCUAUACAUGCCGACUCUAAAAAGGAGCACCUGGUCACCACACAGGAACUCACCCCCUCUGACACUUAUUCAUCAGUCAUCUGCAGACCUCUGAUCACUUCAUCUGCCCCUACUUCUGCAAAUGUGCAACCUUGCAGCAACCUGAGUAACAACCACCGCUUUAUGGUCAGCCUGCUGACUGCAGAGACCUGCGCGAAACUGGAGCCAGAGGACGUGGAGGAGAACAUCGAUGUGACAACAAAUUCAGAGAGGGAUCUCAGUCUCUUUGACUGCCGUUUGUCCCCAUAUACCUCCAACUGUUCAGAGAGUGUGUAUGAGACAUCGGCACGACUCCUCUUCAUGUCAGUCAAGUGGGCAAAAAAUUUGCCUCUUUUUGCUCACUUGCCAUUUCGUGAUCAGGUGAUUCUUCUUGAAGAAUCUUGGAGUGAAAUGUUCCUCCUGUGUGCCAUCCAGUGGUCUCUGCCCAUGGACAGCUGUCCUCUUUUGUCUCUGCCAGACCUAUCUACCCCACAGCAGACAAAAAGCAGCAUUCCUGCUGCUAACCUGCAGAUCUUAGAAGAAAUCUUUAUUCGUUUUAAGGCCCUGGCUGUUGACCCGACAGAAUUUGCCUGUCUGAAAGCCAUUGUGCUGUUUAAGCCAGAGGUACGCAGCCUUAAAGACCCAGAGCAGGUGGAGAAUCUGCAGGACCAGUCCCAGGUGCUACUGGGUCAGCACAUCCAUACAGUGUACCCCAACCAGGGUGCCAGGUUUGGGAGAUUGAUACUUCUGCUGCCUUCCCUCCGCUUUGUGAAUUCAGAGAAAAUAGCUCAGCUGUUCUUUCACAAGACUAUUGGCAGCACACCCAUGGAAAAGCUGCUGUGUGACAUGUUCAAAAACUAAACACGCAUGAAGGGAAGCUUCCUGCAAACAACAAGCUGUCUGGCUGUCCAAUUCAUGCACUCUGCUGAUGACUUCUUUCAAAAAGGCCUUUGUGAUUAAAAAUAUUUUCCCAUGUGAUUGUUGGCAAAGCACAAGUGUGAAUGGACCAGAGCCA